Messenger RNA from Rana temporaria (common frog), 6106 nucleotides. RefSeq names its product ubiquitin specific peptidase 31 (gene USP31). NCBI's taxonomy places the organism in Eukaryota, Metazoa, Chordata, Amphibia, Anura, Ranidae. The coding region runs from base 192 to 3926 and encodes 1244 amino acids. The record is from RefSeq and is a predicted model, not a curated record. Gene Ontology annotation, molecular function: cysteine-type deubiquitinase activity. The transcript is spliced from 16 exons. Gene Ontology annotation, biological process: protein deubiquitination.
CCCUUUUGCCCUGAACAAAGAUGGGCCCGGGCGACUUGCGUCUCUCGGUCACGUGACCGGCGCCACCACCGGUGCGGGUAUUCUGCACGGUAUACCCCCCCUAAUCUACCGGAAGGGAAGCGUGCUGCAGCCGGAGGGCCUCGGCUCCUGGGCGCACUGUACCCGGUGUGUGCAGGACGGGGGAUGCCCUCAUGUCGCAGGCGGCGGUGGUGGUGCAGGGCGGGAAGGAGAAGAAGGUGGGGAAGAAGCUGUUCUGGCGGCGGGGGGGAUUUGUCAGCCGCUUCCUGCGGACUCUCAGCACCUUAUCCCACCUGAGCAGCGAGCAGGAGGCCGAGACCCCCAACCGGGACAAAGCAUCCCCCUGCCGAGAGCCUCAACCCGACCCCCCCAGUGAUGGCAGCUCGUCCAUCGCCCUCACUGCCCCGGCCAGUCCCCGAACCCCCGGCCUGUCCGGCCUCAAGAAUCACGGCAAUACCUGCUUCAUGAACGCCGUGCUGCAGUGCCUCAGCAACACCGACCUGUUCGCCGAGUUCCUGGGCUUAGAGCAAUACAAUGAGGGCAGCCCGCUCCCCAGUCCCGGGACACUAGACCGAGGAGAGGUCACCGAACAGCUGGCCAAGCUACUGAGAUCCCUCUGGACCCUGGAGUACACCCCCCAACACAGCCGGGACUUCAAGACGAUUGUAUCCAGGAAUGCCCUUCAGUAUAGAGGCACCUCCCAGCACGAUGCCCAAGAGUUUCUGCUCUGGCUCCUGGAUAGAGUACAUGAAGACCUGAAUGCUUCCGGCAAGAACAUGCCUCGGCCACCAGUGGAGGAAGAUCUGGCAGGAGAUGGUCCUCCAUUCCCAACCAGCGGGACCUUCGUUCAGGAACUCUUUCAGGCUCAGUACAGGUCUUCCCUGACGUGCCCCCAUUGUCAGAAACAGAGUAACACUUUUGACCCUUUCCUCUGCAUUUCAUUGCCAAUCCCCUUGCCUCAUACACGGCCCCUUUAUGUGACCGUGGUCUAUCAGGGGAAAUGCUCACAUUGUAUGCGCAUUGGUGUUGCUGUACCUCUGUCUGGAAAUGUGGUGCGCCUACGGGAGGCCAUAUCAAUGGAGACCAAGAUACCAACAGACCAGAUAGUGAUAACCGAAAUGUAUUUUGAUGGCUUCCAUCGCUCCUUCUCUGACACAGAUGAUUUGGAUACGAUCCAUGAAAGCGACUGCAUAUUUGCCUUUGAAACUCCAGAAAUAUUCCCAUCUGAAGGAAUUCUAGGCCAGAGAGGGAUCUGUGUGAACAAUAACCAGAAUUAUGUGAGGAAUGGGAUUGACCAUAACCGCUCUCCCCAUUAUUCUUCUGGCUCGGCGAGGCUUCCAGUGAACAGGUUUGGCAUUACUGACCGAAUAGUUAUCCUGGUCUGUAACAGAGCGUAUAGUGGACAACAUGGCAAGAGGUUUGGGCAACCAUUUGUUUUGCAUCUGGAGAGGAAUGUCACAUGGGAUGUUCUGCAGAAAGAGAUCUUGGAGAAAAUGCAGUACUCCUUACGUCCUUCAGUGUGUGUUCAGGUGUGUCCAUUUAGCCUUCGCGUGGUUACCGCUGUUGGGAUAACAUACCUCUUACCUCAGGAAGAAAAACCUCUGUGUCACCCCACUGUUGAAAGGGCUCUGAAAUCUUGUGGUUUAGGUGGGGCCGCUCAUGUGAAGUUGGUGGUGGAAUGGGACAGAGAAACUAAGGAAUAUCUUUUUGGUAACACAGAAGAGGAGUAUGUCCCUGACUCGGAGAGUGUACGCCUGCAGCGGGAGAUUCAUCACCAGCCACAGUGCUGCAGCCUCUCCCAGUGUUUUCAGCUGUAUACCAAAGAGGAGCAGCUGGCUCCUGGCAAUGCCUGGCGCUGUCCUCACUGUAAACAGCUUCAACAGGGCAGCAUUAAACUCAGCCUGUGGACUCUGCCUGACGUUCUUAUUCUACAUUUAAAGAGAUUCCGACAGGAUGCAGAUCGAAGGGUGAAACUGCAGAAUAUGGUCCGCUUUCCUCUGAUGGGGUUAGAUAUGACCCCUCAUGUGGUGAAGCGCAGUCAGAGCUCUUGGAGCCUUCCAUCACAUUGGUCACCUUGGAGAAGACCCUAUGGCCUUGGCCGGGAUCCUGAGGACUUCAUAUAUGAUCUGUAUGCUGUCUGCAACCACCAUGGAACCAUGCAGGGUGGUCAUUAUACAGCUUACUGUAAAAACUCUGUGGAUGGCAUGUGGUACUGCUUUGAUGACAGUGAAGUGCAGGCACUUGCAGAAGAUGAAGUGUGCAAGCCAGCGGCUUAUAUCCUUUUCUAUCAGCGACGAGCAGCAGUGCCAUCCUGGUCAGCAAACAGUUCUGUGGCAGGUUCCACAAGCUCAUCACUUUGUGAUCACUGGGUUUCCAGGCUCCCGGGGAGCAAACAACCCAGUAUUGCCUCUGCGGCAUCUUCUAGACGCACCUCUCUGGCAUCGCUGGCGGAGUCUGUGGAGCUGCCGGGGGAGAGAAGUGAAGAUGAUGGUGGCUUCUCCUCACGUCCAUUUGUAAGAAGUGUGCAGCGUCAAAGCUCCGGGCGGUCUUCAGUUACUAGUCCCCUGGUCUCCAAUGAGAAUGGGUUUAGACCAUCAUGGUCACUAGCAGCAAAACUGCAUCUGCGGGCAGCCACUUCCUGCCGCCACCCAUCAGAUUCCCCCAUACAUGGUUCUUCACUCGGUAAAAUCGGUGAGGCCGAUGACCAUGUGUCAACAUCUUGUUUUGGAAGCCUUCGGAAUCUGUCUGGCAGCUUCCAUGAUCACCUUGAAAAUGUGAAACGUGAGUAUCGGACGUCAACUCGGGCUCCCUUGGCAUUAGCAGAAGGUGGUGCACAGCCUGAACCAGUGGUGAAAAAAGCUGUACCAGCUGAGACGUCUGGAAAGAGUGCAGCUGAGCUAGUGGGCAGGAACCCACUACUGGAUCCUAUAGAUAAUAAUAACCAUAUCGCCUUUGUGGAUCAAAGCGAUUCUGUAAAUUCCUCCCCGGUAAAGGAGAGUUCACCACAAAUUGAGGAAGUACAUAGUAAUAAGCCCGUUGCCAGUAAAACAACCACGGAGCAGGGUAAAACGACACGAGCAACAGAGAAGGACUCUUCUACACCCACCUCAGUGGCAGCAAGCAGCAACGGAAAACCAACAACAAAAACAAAAAGAAGCGAAAAGUGUGAAGUUAAAACCCCCACACGUCGUUCAUCCACACAACUGCGGAAAGACUCUGGGAAACCACAGGAAGCUUCCACACCCUUGUGUCAACAGAGGCAAAGAACAUCGAGUUCCACCCCUAGCAACAUCUCCUCUCCGGCACAGAAGAAACCUGCCCCAACUUCUAAGAACUCCUCAGUGUCAAGCACAUCCAGCAAACAUCGAGCACCAGAAAAGACUCUCAGCAGGGAGGCAUCUAAGGUAAGCUUGGGCUCAGACAAGGCCUCUGCAGCAAAACCUAGCAGUAGCACUACCCGUGCUGCACAACCCAAGAGCAGCGAUUCUCCAGCAGACAAUCGAACAGUGCGUAGUUCCUCUAUGGCUAGCCUUCGCACUGCUCAAAGUACAGCUCGUUCUGGUCUAAAACGGGACAGCAAGUCGGAGGAGAAAGGGUUGAGCUUCUUUAAAUCUGCUCUAAGGCAAAAAGAAACCAGACGGUCAGCAGAUUUGGGAAAAACCAACAUACUCUCGAAGAAACCUACAACAACCAAGAGUUUAAGCCAGGAGAAAACUGACAACUUGCCAGCCUCACCAACCAAGGAGGUUGCCCCAAACCCAAAAAAGCAUUCUGUCUUACCUCAACACAAAGCCAAGUCUUCCCCAGAUGAAAAUCGAACCCAGUCGUCUCCUUGUACUAAAAAGACUUCUGAUAGAUACCUAAAAAAGUUCCCUUCUUCAACUAAGCCAUCGCCUAAAGCUCAGUGACCAAGGGUGCAGGGACAGCUGUAUGUCCUGACUGGAGGUGAAUGCAGGAGAGCUGUCCCUGCUUACAGCUGUUGUUCAGAAUGUAUGCACUUUUAACGUUUUUUGUUUUUAUUUUUUUAUUUUUUACUUUGUGGGGUCGAGGGGUCUCGUUCUUGAUUUUCACAGCUAUGCUUGCAGCAUGAGAGUUGACUUUUGUGUUAAGGAAUUCCUUUUUACUGGUGGUUGAGAUGAUUGCUCGGAAUGCUUCCUCAGCAAAUGAACUCUGUCCCCAGCCAGCCCUGCUAAAACCUGCCUGCUUGUUCUAACUCAAGGGAUUUUAGGGUGGGUGGGAUACUUUUCACUUCUGCCAAUCGAAUGCUGCUUUUUAUCUCUCCUCCUCCUUACCAAAGCCUGGCUAUGACUUCAGUACAGUGGAGCAUAGGAUAAGGGUUAGUUUACUUCUCAAGCGAAGGAUGACAAUACGUUUUUGUUCUUUGUCGUUUCCUAUGCACGUGCAAAGGGCAGCUCCAUAUUGUUUCUUUUUUCCUCAAGGCUACAAAGCUUAUUUCCUCUCAAUCACAGCCUCUAGCUCUCCUCCAUUCAUAUGCUCAUGUCAUGGCCAAAGUGGUCUGUAUGGCAAUGGUUGUACUGCAGAAUAAUAUUGGCUUUUGUUGGUCUACUAAAUUCACCUAUAGCCAUCUGUAAUUUAGUAAUGAAUAUCGCAAUAUCACAACCUUCCGCUAUUAUAUCCAUGUACAGAAGUUCAUCCAAAACCCUAAACAGUGUUUGAAAAGCAUUGUAUCCUUGCUCAGUUCCUAAUGCCAAUUACUUCUUUCCUCCAGCUAAAACCCAGUAUUCCUCCCAGGUGAUGGGUAACAUCAUCCCUUUUUAGUGUGUAACCUUCUCUCAUGUAAUCCAUACAGCCUAAUUCGCAUGCUCCUUUUUAUUAUAAUUUUUUUUAUACAACCUGGUAACUCCAAAAGACCGUAAGAGUUGAAUAUCUACAGCGGCUCCCUUGUACAAGAAAGUCCUAGGCUUUAAUGAGCUCCACAUCUGCUUUAUAAACCUUUAAUAGUAGCUGUCUCGUAAGACUGAUGGCUGCUGUAAAACGGCAGCCUGAGUUUGAAAUAUGUGCUUUAUUUCUGUGUACAGGCAAAAAUUAACGUUUGGCAUAUAGUCAACGUUGUUUAAUUUGCUGGGACAUUAUAACUUUUAAUGGGUGGAUUAAGUCAAUAAUCCUUGCGGUCUGUCCCCCGCACCACCCAAGUGUUUAGCGUUUUUAGUGCUGUAUUUCCUCCCAAGUCAUGUUUGACACCAGUAAAGAGAUCUGUUAAGGAACUGAAAGAUGGCUUUACCGAAAUGUGAUAGGUCCGACGAGCCACAAAAACCUAAACCAUAAAGACUGAGCCUGUUAACCUUGCCAUAUACACAAAUAUUUUUAAUGCUGGAGAGAUCUUUGCAUUGUUUCUGUUAGUCCAUAGGUUGACAAACCCGUGAUAUCAAGUGCAUGGGAUACUGUUAGCCGAGCGCUUAAUGUGUAUUGGAAAUGCCUGUUUGAGGGAAUGUGUACGCCCUACUUAUUUCAUUACUGUGGGGUGAUUAGAACAUGCAGGGUGCUCAUUGUUGGCAACUGAUUGUUUUGUAGACCAGUUUCUAUUCAUCACAGGUGGGAAUACAUAUUGUCAUUAGGACCUUUGUGGAAAUGUACAGAUCUUGUACCUCCCGUUUAGAUUAAUGGGGUGCGGUUCACAACAGCCAGUUGCUGCCAUUGCAAAGCUUUUUGCAGACUGCAACCUUGCAAACUAUCCCAAAGUACAGCCAUGAUGUACAAAAUCUCUGCUGUUGUAAAUUCUGUUCAGCAAUCUGUUGCAUGUUAUACGGCACCAGUAAGUAUUUUAUCUAAACUUUCACAUCUAAAACAAAUGCUGAACAAACCUGCCUAGCUUUAACAUGUACAAACGCAACUUGCAAAAUAGAAGAAAUGCAAAAUUGUAAUUGAGUCUCCAUUGCAACAAAAGCAUCAGAGGGCAACCGUGCUACUCGGCUCUUAUGUAAACUUUCCUCACCACGUGCAUGCAAUUAACAUGGAAAACAUUGUGUAUGAUCAUACGUUUAAUGGGAAACUAUAGUCUGUGAUCAGGAAGUUCAAGUCUAUAAUAUAACAUUUACCUGACAUUUCUGGUAUGACUUUCACAUUUUUA